AAUUGCGUCACACUCUGCCUCCGACUCCACAACACUCCUUCCUCAGCUCCGCCUCUCCCCUCUACGCCAAUCCCAGCAGCGCCGCCGCCUUUCCGUUCCCCGUUGCUCUACGCCGCUCUCCUGACGCUCCUACUCUCGAGUCGCCUCCUCUACUCCUGCGUCGACCCACGGCUUCUCCUCCGGUGACGCUGACUCGACAAAACACACACAAAAGUCAUAGCAAACAACCCGGUCUUACAUAAGUUUUGAAAAUGUCGUAUAUGCUUUCUCAUUUACACAAUGGCUGGCAAGUAGACCAGGCCAUUCUUUCAGAAGAAGACCGUGUGGUGGUCAUUCGCUUUGGGCAUGACUGGGAUCCUACUUGUAUGAAAAUGGAUGAAGUUUUGUAUAGUAUUGCUGAAAAGGUGAAAAAUUUUGCUGUUAUUUACCUUGUGGAUAUCACAGAAGUACCAGACUUCAACAAGAUGUAUGAACUGUACGAUCCCUCUACAGUCAUGUUUUUCUUCAGAAACAAACACAUAAUGAUUGAUUUAGGCACAGGCAACAACAACAAAAUUAACUGGGCGAUGGAAGACAAGCAAGAGAUGAUUGACAUCAUAGAAACACUUUAUAGAGGUGCUCGUAAAGGUAGAGGUCUUGUUGUAUCACCCAAAGACUACUCAACCAAAUAUAGAUAUUAAUGCUUUGGACCUUUAUAAAAUAAAUGUUUGUAUAUAAUGCCUUUGCUUGUUUACAUCUUUUCAUUGUGAGUAUGUUUGAAAUUACAUAAAUAUUUUCAUG
Messenger RNA from Gekko japonicus, 780 nucleotides. RefSeq names its product thioredoxin-like protein 4A. The record is from RefSeq and is a predicted model, not a curated record. Gene Ontology annotation, biological process: mRNA splicing, via spliceosome. Gene Ontology annotation, cellular component: spliceosomal complex; U4/U6 x U5 tri-snRNP complex; U5 snRNP. The coding region runs from base 252 to 680 and encodes 142 amino acids. The transcript has 4 exons. NCBI's taxonomy places the organism in Eukaryota, Metazoa, Chordata, Lepidosauria, Squamata, Gekkonidae.